This is a messenger RNA of Penicillium brevicompactum, 486 nucleotides long. RefSeq lists its product as uncharacterized. The transcript has a single exon. The record is from RefSeq and is a predicted model, not a curated record. The coding region runs from base 1 to 486 and encodes 161 amino acids. NCBI's taxonomy places the organism in Eukaryota, Fungi, Ascomycota, Eurotiomycetes, Eurotiales, Aspergillaceae.
AUGCAACUAUUGCGAGGAUAUAGGUUUGGUCUGAUUCUCCCUGUUCCCGCCUCGACUGGCACGAGUGUGCUGUCGGUCUGCCCACCAGGAUGCAGACGAGGAUAUAUACAGCAGCUCGCUAUCGACCCCUUCUGUCUCAUAGAAGCAGGAAUAGUCAUAGCCGGGCUUUAUCAUACUCGCACGCAACAUCCAAAGCCAUCACAUGGGUGCCUUGGCAGGCUUGUCAAGUUGAGUGAUAUCUGCGAGACCGAAUGCCGCGCGUCGCAUGUCCCGCGCACCGAAUAUGCCGCGUAUCGCUUCCGCUGUGUCUACCGCGCCAAGCUGCUGCGGACCUAUGCGCAGCCCCAAAACACGAACAGACAAAUCUCAGACAAAUCUCCACAUGGUUUGGAAGUUGUGAAAGACUUGGGAAUGCUGGUUUCAAGUGGUGAGAAGGGAGAUGGCGUGUCAAUGGCAGGUAAUGCCAAGAAAAGACAAGCAUGCUAA